Messenger RNA from Condylostylus longicornis, 980 nucleotides. RefSeq lists its product as uncharacterized. NCBI's taxonomy places the organism in Eukaryota, Metazoa, Arthropoda, Insecta, Diptera, Dolichopodidae. The record is from RefSeq and is a predicted model, not a curated record. Gene Ontology annotation, cellular component: ciliary transition zone. Bases 79 to 492 code for a protein of 137 amino acids. Gene Ontology annotation, biological process: non-motile cilium assembly. The transcript has 3 exons.
UACUGCCACUUUUAUUAAAAAAAGUUGAAGAAAAAAAAAAUUAACCUAGACAAAAUUUAAAAAAAAAAAUUUAAUAAAAUGUCAAAUCCAAGUUUAGCUUAUGAAGUUUUAAUAUAUUUAAAUUCAUUUUAUUUUGGAAUGUUCGCAUCAUGUGAAUUAUCAAUUGGUUUAUUGAAAGCAAUUAAUUUACGUUAUGAAAAUCAUUCACUAGCCAAAGAAUCAACUUUAUUAGUUGCUUUUUGUAUAUUAGAGACAAUUCGUAUUGUAUUGGGUAGACGUGGUGCAUUAGCUGAUCGAGAUUGGCGUGUAAUAUUAUCUUGUAUAUUAAUUUUACCAUCAAUCGCAGAAGUAAUAUUUUUAUUAUUCUUUCAAACAUACACUUUAAAAUUGGAGUAUGUUUUGUCUUCAUUAAUGUUAGCCUUACUAUUCGUCGAAGUAUGGUUUUGUAUUAUGUUCAUAUUCACCACUUGUCGGCCUGUAACAUAUGACUAGCGGAUAGUGUUACUAUAUUAAUACAAUAUUGUCAAAUAUAAGUGAUUCAUUGUUUUUGUUUGCUUUUUUUUUUUUGGUUUUGUCUUAGAUUUUCUCGAUAUUAAAAUUUUUGUUUAUUAAAAUAAUUAAAGAAAUCUAAAAAAUUAGAUUAUAAGAUCUUCCGAUUAUAAUUUUAAAAUUUUGUAAAAAAAAUAAUUUCUAUAUUAUUUGAAAUUAUUUUUCAUUUAAAAAAUUUUACAUAAAACAAGUAUAAUUUUGUACAAUAUUUAUAAACAUUUAUGUAUCUAUAUUUUUAAUUAAUUUGAUGUCCAUAGGUAGCUUUAAUUUAAUUUACUUAAAAUCAUUUUUAUUAAAAAAGCAAAAUAUUACUUUUAUUUGAAUGAAAACCUAAAUUAAUUUUUUUAUGAUAAUUAUAAAAAUAAGAAGCAAAGGUUUUAAGAAUUCAUCUUGCUUUGCUCUUCUUCUCUUAACCGUAAUUUUUUUUCUAA